Paramacrobiotus metropolitanus is the source of this 1975-nucleotide messenger RNA. Its product is annotated as chymotrypsin-like elastase family member 2A. Lineage: Eukaryota; Metazoa; Tardigrada; Eutardigrada; Parachela; Macrobiotidae. The transcript has 13 exons. The record is from RefSeq and is a predicted model, not a curated record. The coding region runs from base 28 to 1605 and encodes 525 amino acids. Gene Ontology annotation, biological process: proteolysis. Gene Ontology annotation, molecular function: protein binding; serine-type endopeptidase activity.
UGCUUGUCUCUAACCCUGGGUGCGGCAAUGCCACAGCGUUUUGUGGUCUUAUUACUCACGCACACAGUGAUAUUCAAUGUCGUUACCGUGUCACCGUAUCUUGUUAUAAGUCAUACUAUUCCAGACAGGAUUUCCGAACGUAUUCAACUGAAAGAUGAUCAGCCGUAUAUUCUCAGAUCACUACACUAUCCAGCACGGUUUCCUAUUGGCACGAAGUAUAUCUAUUCGAUUGAUUCCUCUGGCCAACCAAUCAAGAUUCAGUCAAAGGAAUUUGUGUUCGGAAUACGUUGGCCCAACAGAACCGUACUAGAUGGAUGCUUAGGCGAGCGACUUAAUGUUUGGGAUGCCAAGGUUCCAGCAUCUCCUGUUGCUUAUGCUUGUGGUGGAGGACGAGUGGAUAUUCUAUCGUACAGCGACGCAGUGUUUAUUGAGGCGGUGCCCGGACCGUCAUAUGGGGCCGAAAGCAAAUUCCAGUUAGAGCUGACCCGUGUACCUUGUGGUCGGGCAACACCAUUUCAGUGUCCUUCUGAUAAGAGCAACCAUUCGUGCAUUGCAAAGGAGCACUUUUGUGACGGUGUGGCACAAUGUCCGGAGGGCGAAGACGAGAUCUGCAGUAUGGACUGCGGCCAUCAUAGUGGGAUUAUUGAUAGCAACGAGAACCUGCGCAUCUAUGGUGGUACACCGGUCCAGCCUAGUAGCUGGCCAUGGCAGGUGCAGGUUGACAGUCAGUAUUCAGCUUGCGGGGGAACCGUGAUAGCUCCGCGAUGGAUCCUCACGGCAGCGCAUUGUAUUUCUCAAUACGUAACGAAUCGUACGGCGUAUUUAGAAAGCGGAAGUCUGCAACAAAUAACAGUGAGAUUCAUGCCACACCGCUGCGGAGCGGGGUCAAAUUCUACGGUGAUUACGGUACAGAAAGUAUUCCUGCCACCACUAUGGGGAACACGGUCGGAAGACCCCUUGUACUUUGAUGCGGCUCUUUUGCUUUUGUUUUCCGAUAUUGAAUUGUUAACAGUUCGGCCAAUCUGUCUGCCCCGCUCGGCUAUGGUGCUGAAUAUUGGAGACGUGUGUUACGCAGCUGGUUGCGGUCUGACCGAAACCAAAAGCGUAUCUUCCCAGCUGAUGCAGCUGGCCAUGACAAUAAUUGAUAUUAGUUGCACCUCUGCACUCUGUCCGGACACAUUGUACACUGGGCAAAACGUUAGCGGCACCGGAAAGAGCACUUGUUUCGGGGACAGCGGAGGACCUUUAGCGUGCCGGAAAAAUGGAGAAUUUGAGACCGACCAAUGGGCCUUAUUUGGAGUGGAAUCAUUCGGGACGGGGGAGUGUGGCGACGCGCUGAGCGGGUAUCAAGCCGUAGAAAUGCUCAUGCCGUUCAUUAUGAAUACAGUGUACUCGCAAGGCUUCAGUGGCUGGCUGAGAAAUCGUACCGUGCCAAACAGAGCCGCACUUGGCCAGGAGGCGUCCGUCCCGGCAACGGUACUAGUGGAAAAUGAAAAGCCCCCACCGCUACGCACUCAGGUAGCCGCGCAGUCAGCGGCUUCCAGAGAAAAUAGGAGAGUGUUAUUGUUCUUCGUACAAGUUUGGAUGUUUUUGUUGUUUGUAUAAGAUUAAAAAAAUUCGAUAUUACGUUUCCAAUCGGUAUUAAUCGUAUUAAAGUGAUAUUCUCCUGUAAUGAUUAACGCAAUAUUAUUCUGAUCAAUUACGGUAUUGUAACGAUAGAAAAUCUUAGUACCGCCAGUUGGGAUUGUUUAUUGCUUUUCUACAUCAGUUAUUGGUUCAUUCAUUGCUUGUCUUCCUCAUUAAGAUCAUGUGAAUCAGCAUCUCAUUGUCUUACCGCUUUACCGCUACAAUCUCGAUGCUCUUAACUUUUACUUUGGCGCACUAGAAUCAUUCUUGGAUUUGCUCCUUGCCAGCUAGCUAACCUUGCUUUUUGCCUUCUUGCCCUGUGUACUUGCUAAUAAGAAUCUUGCCGUGA